AAAUCUUUGUAAAAAAAAAUAGUAAUAAUGUUACAUGUUUGAUCAUUCCCACCCAUGCUAAAAACAAAGUCUGAAGUCUGUACAUUUACAAUGGCGCUAAUCAAUGGAGUGUAAACUGGGUGCGUGUUAACCUGGAAUGAGUGUACCAGGAAUGAUUGUAUCUGGUUUGUGUGUAUGUGGAAUGAAUGUGCCAGGAAUGAGCAUACCAAGAAUAAGGGUACCAGGAGCGAGUGUACCAGCGGUGAGCGUACCAGAAGUGAGCGUACCAGGAGUGAGUGUACCAGCGGUGAGUGUACCAGGAAUGAGCAUUCUAGGAUUGAGCAUACCAGGAGGGAGCAUACCAGGAGUGAGUGUACCAGUAAGGAGUGUACCUGUAUCAGUUUCAGGUGUAUGUGUACCAAUGAUGACUGUACUAGUGAUGUGUGUACCAGAGAUGUACAUGAACAAGAGAGGUGCAUGUACCAGAGAUGUGCAUGUACUAGAGAUGUGCAUGUACUAGAGAUAUGCAUGUACUAGAAAUGUGCAUGUACCGUGGACGUGUGCACAAGGUAUGUUGUAUCACAGAUUUGUGAAGUGGUCUGUACCUGAGCUGUAUGUACCUGAGAGAUGUGUAUCAGGAAUUUUUGUUGAACUGGAGGUGUUUUUGCAAGGAUUAUGUGUGAAAAACUUUCGUAUCAGGGAAGUGUGUCAUGGGAUGUGUAUAAUUGGGACAGUGUGUACCAGGGAUUAGUUGGUUUUAUUUUUGGGAUGUGUAUCCCGGAUUAAAGUAACAGGGGUAUUUGUACAGAGUAUGUGUGUAUUGGCGGGGGAUUGGAAGCUGACACAUGUGCAUGCCAGGAUUGUAUGGAGUCAGAUAAUAAUAUGUUACAAUUCUGACUCCAAAAACUGUGGCAUGUGACAGGCUUGUUAUCAAUGAAAGAUGAAAAACAAUUUGAAUAUUUGUGUAUCAAAAUCUAUUUUUUCCCUUACUCAAUUUAUUGAAAUGUUUAUCUUUACAAUUUGACAAUUCAGAUGAAUGCUUGUGACCAAAAUAUGUUUUGGCUUGACAACCCCCUUUGCUCUGGGGUGAUAUCCACAACAAAAAAAAUGGAUUUUAAUUAUUUAAAACGAACACAGAGUGUUAUGAAAAUUUUAAUAUCUUAAUACAGUUAUAAGUAAAAUAAUUAUCUAUACUGUUACGCCAUAAAGAUACACUAUGGAUGGUUCCGGCAUUUGUAUGUAGUUUUUUUAAUUCUUAUUGUUUAAUAUUUAAUUUUUUUUUUUUUUAAAAUUACAGCUCCACUAUCGUAAAAGUCAUCCCUGUAAUUUCUCAUUAAUUCUGUUUUUAGAUAGGUUUCUCCAAAACAAAUAAUAAAUCAAGCAGGGGAUUUAACUUUCCCCUCAAAGUUGAUAAAAUAAUCCUCCUUCUUCCAAGUAGCCGCAGUAGAAAACAAAGAUUAGAAAAACUACUAUUCCAUGUCAUAAUAAUAAUUCGCUGAUGUUCAAUGAUUAUGUUUUUUUUUGCAGCAUUAUAUCUUUCGCAGCAGCUGACAUUUUAUUAAUGGCUUCGAAUAUCUAUAUUAGUUUAUUUCAAUUGUUUUACCGUGCAUCAUCCGUGCCACUAAAGAUUUGCCACUUUUUCCAUGAUGUGACUGACGUGUCCCUACAAAUGGCAGUUUAUGCAUUUUAUCUCUCGCUCUAUAUUUCUUGUGUGUGCGUUUCUUUUUCAAAUUCAUGUGUUGCUUGUUGCUGUUCAUUUACCACCUGCUGUGAUGGGCGCUUGCUUUUAUCAGAUUGUGUACAAUUAUCAAUGACCAACUCUACAUUUUAGAAGGAAAACAAACAAAAAAAAUGUUGCUGAUGAGAAUUAAAGCCC
Messenger RNA from Lymnaea stagnalis (great pond snail), 1855 nucleotides. The record is from the annotation of a GenBank genome assembly. Lineage: Eukaryota; Metazoa; Mollusca; Gastropoda; Lymnaeidae.